Messenger RNA from Anguilla anguilla (European eel), 1562 nucleotides. Its product is annotated as nuclear body protein SP140-like protein. The transcript is spliced from 5 exons. Lineage: Eukaryota; Metazoa; Chordata; Actinopteri; Anguilliformes; Anguillidae. Bases 454 to 819 code for a protein of 121 amino acids. Gene Ontology annotation, molecular function: RNA polymerase II cis-regulatory region sequence-specific DNA binding; DNA-binding transcription activator activity, RNA polymerase II-specific. Gene Ontology annotation, biological process: positive regulation of transcription by RNA polymerase II. The record is from RefSeq and is a predicted model, not a curated record.
AGUGACAAACUCUAGGUGCUGUAUAGGUAUGGGGCAUGCCCCCGCCAAGGCGUAACUUGGCAGGGGCAUUUUAACCCACAAUUUUAAUGUCCUGUUAACACAACAUCAACCUCUCGUUAUUUGCUCAAAUGGCCUAUCAUAAAUACAGCAUGUCUUCCGGGACGGUCUGCUAUUGGUGGCGGGAGGAGCGUCUGGUUUUACGGGUUUUACACAGCGAAACUCUAAACUCGAUAGCAGAUCUUUCAUGGUACUUGUUGGUUCCGGGCACAUUCGGCCAGACAUAGAAGUGAGCGAAAUUGGACGGAUGGUAAACGGAUGGUCUGGCCGUGGACCCGCUGGAUGAACUCCGCAAGAGCUGUUGCGGUUUUUCCAAUGUAAGAAGACGGAGAAUGCAUUGAGCAACCUCAUACAUUUCUCAACCAGCUGCGAGACCACGACCUCGUUCCAGAGGACAUGUAUAAGAAUUCUGGAUCUAAGAAGAGGAGCGAGAGUGUGGAGGAAGAAGAGGAAGUGGCAGGUCCCUCUACCCGGUCCACGCCUAGCAAAAGUAAAAAAGGUUCUCCGAUCAGUAAGGGCAUGCACAAGAACGUGCUCCCUGUCACCUGUGGCAACAAGAAUGGCAGGCUUCACCGAGACAAAUUUGCCAAGGGAGAAAAGUGUAUCUUGGCAGAGGGGCGCUGGUUUACCCCAUCGACCUUUGAGAAAUUUGGGGGAAAGAAGAGCAGCAAACGCUGGAAGAUGAGCAUUCGCUGCCAGGACACCCCCCUGCAGAAACUGAUCGAGGUUAGAGAGAGUGAGGAUGGGGGUGUGCACUGCUGAAAACACAUUACACACCCUUUAUAACUCAUUUACACUGAUAUACACAGCACAGUAUACACCCUGUAAAACUGCUUUACACUGAAAUAUACAGCACAAUAUACAACCUGUAAAACUGCUUUACACUGAAAUAUACAGCACAAUAUACACCCUGUAAAACUGCUUUACACUGAAAUAUACAGCACAAUAUACACCCUGUAAAACUGCUUUACACUGAAAUAUACAGCACAAUAUACACCCUGUAAAACUGCUUUACACUGAUGUAUACAGCACAAUAUACACCAUGUAAAACUGCUUUACACUGAUAUGUACAGCACAAUAUACACCGUGUAAAACUGCCUUACACUGAUACAUACUGCACAAUAUACACCGUGUAAAACUGCUUUACACUCAUAUAUACAGCACAACAUACACCCUGUAAAACUGCUUUACACUGAAAUAUACAGGACAACAUACGCCCUGUAAAACUGCUUUACACUGAUAUAUACUGCACAAUAUACACCCUGUAAAACUGCUUUACACUCAUAUAUACAGCAUAAUAUACACCCUGUAAAACCGAUUUACACUGAUGUUCUCCACUGCUAUUUGUUGUUCUGGAUAAGAGCAUCUGCCAAUAUAAUAUCAUAACAUCAGUAAUAUAAUAUAUUUGAGUAUUUUAGUGUAUACUGAUUUUUCACAUGGAAUGUGACAUUCUCAUUCUCUGGCUUUUUCUCAGAUUUUAUGGUUGAAGAUUUUGUCAUUAGCAA